AUGGCCGUGCACGACCUGUGGGACACCGAGACGCUCAGCAAGGAGGAGGAGGAAAUGCUGGCGGAUUCCUACACCAACUUCCUCGAGCACAGCCUGACGGAGGUCAGACGCCACAGAGACGUCUUCCCGACGCCUUCCAAGACGCACGCCAUCCGCCUCGACGCGCUUCUGAGGUGCCUGGCCCUGCUCGCCGAGAGCCGCUCGUACUGGAAGGUGUGUCCGUUCCACAAGGAGGGGUGCGGCGAGUCGUGGCGGCCGUCAAGAAGGGAGCCAUCGAAUGGUACGCCCAAGCGACGCUGA
Molecule: messenger RNA, 300 nt
Organism: Penaeus vannamei (Pacific white shrimp)
Lineage: Eukaryota; Metazoa; Arthropoda; Malacostraca; Decapoda; Penaeidae
Source: RefSeq, a predicted model, not a curated record